Molecule: messenger RNA, 453 nt
Organism: Chenopodium quinoa (quinoa)
Lineage: Eukaryota; Viridiplantae; Streptophyta; Magnoliopsida; Caryophyllales; Amaranthaceae
Exons: 1
Coding region: 1-453 (150 amino acids)
Source: RefSeq, a predicted model, not a curated record
AUGGCGUCAACUCGGCGUCAACCGCUUCUCACCGAAAACCUAACUUCUCCGAAAAAAUCGUCGUCAAAUGUCGGAGAAGUUGCCGGAGUUACGACGGCGAAUUGCGUCGCUGUUUGCUGUUGUUGUCCAUGUAUUCUGGUGGAAUUUAUAAUCAUGGUCGUGUAUAAAGUUCCGGUGAAUCUCUGCCGUCGGAUGCUGCGACGGCGGCGAAAGAUGAUGAAAAGGAAGAAGAUGAAGAAAGGGCUUCUAGAAGAAGCGAAAGAGGUAGGAUCUGGUGUAAGUGAGGUGUACUAUAAGACUGGAUUUGUUGAUGAGUUUUCAGAUGUUUAUAAGAAGGAAUUUGAGAUGAUCAAAGUUUCAGUUGAUGGAUCAACGGUGGAAUUGGAACGAAAGAUGUGGGAACAGUUUCAUGAUACUGGUUUCUGGAGAAGUUCUUCUCAGAGAUUUUCUUGA